Perca fluviatilis (European perch) is the source of this 1369-nucleotide messenger RNA. It is a transcript of the gene atg101, whose product is annotated as autophagy related 101. The record is from RefSeq and is a predicted model, not a curated record. The transcript is spliced from 2 exons. The coding region runs from base 279 to 935 and encodes 218 amino acids. Gene Ontology annotation, biological process: autophagosome assembly; autophagy. Gene Ontology annotation, cellular component: phagophore assembly site. NCBI's taxonomy places the organism in Eukaryota, Metazoa, Chordata, Actinopteri, Perciformes, Percidae.
CCCGUUUGUAGCAAACACUUAGCUAGCUAGUGAGCUAGCUAGCUAGCUCUUGUUACAAUGUUCCUGUGCUCAGUUCGCACGCGUUAAAUUUGGAGAUAGAUUAGCCUUUAUGAAAACUACUAUUUUGUAUUUUAAUAUACUGCGAUACACUGUGUGGGCUAGGCCCCGCCCAUCUGUAGAGGUAAACAAAGCUAUCGGGAUCGAGCUAGGACAUAGCAGCCAUCGUCACCCCCACUCGAAUCGUCGCCUGUAAAUGGAAAUAUAACUAUCAUUUCGCUAUGAAUUGCCGCUCAGAAGUUCUUGAAGUCACAGUGGAGGCGAGGCAGGUUGAAGAAGCUAUGCUGGCUUUGCUGCACACCAUUUUACUGCAUCGCAGCUCCGGUAAAUUUCACUACAAAAAGGAGGGCACCUACUCCAUAGGUACCGUGGGCACACUCGACAUCGACUGUGACUUCAUCGAUUUCACCUUUGUCAGGGUGUCCUCGGAGGAGCUGGACAGAGGGAUCCGGAGAGCUGUGUCUGAAUUCAAGGAUGCGUUGAGCAUCACUGGCAGCGAUGGCAUGGGGCAAAUCUCCCUGGAGUUCUACCAGAAGAAGAAGUCUCGCUGGCCUUUUUCUGACGAGUGUAUUCCCUGGGAAGUGUGGAGCAUCAAGGUCAACGUUGUCAACCUGGCCAACGAGCAGGAGAGGCAGAUCUGCAGGGAGAAAGUGGGCGAGAAGCUGGGCGAGAAGGUGAUCAAUGUCGUUGAGGUCAUAAACCGCCACGAAUACCUGCCAAAGAUGCCCACCCAGUCUGAAGUGGACAAUGUUUUCGACACCAGUCUCAAAGAUGUCCAGCCCUACCUGUACAAAAUCACAUACCAGAUCACAGACACUCUUGGUACCUCUGUAAGCACGACAAUGAGAAGGCUGAUUAAAGACACCCUGGCACUGUGAGGAUGCUCCGAGACAGAAAGAAGAAAGAUCUGGAUGAUUUUGUCCAUACAUGUAUCUAUAGUCUCGCCUGACAACUCUUUUUAUGAUCAGAAACACAAUUUGACAGCUCUACUGCUGCUACAAUGAGGCAGUGUCAGUGUAAACACCUAAUCCGUAAUUAUUUUUUUUUGAUGUCUCUGCUGUGGUUUCGGUAUUGCUUGUACCUUAAGAAUCUUGAUUAUGUCAUGUCGAUUUAAAAGACAUUUAGUUUUUUUGCAAGCUUUCUCUUUCCAAAUUAUCUUCACCUUCCUCCAUCUAGAAAUGCAAAGUUAACACAGUAGCAAACUAUAUGUCGGUGACAUUCUUUUUCAAAAGUUGUUUUGCUGAUAAUGUCAGAUCUGUAAAUUAUUGUUAAUCUUUGACAAUAAAUGUUGUUCACUGUAACUGAUGAUACU